Molecule: messenger RNA, 3319 nt
Organism: Oncorhynchus masou masou (cherry salmon)
Lineage: Eukaryota; Metazoa; Chordata; Actinopteri; Salmoniformes; Salmonidae
Product: coiled-coil domain-containing protein 85A-like
Exons: 4
Coding region: 437-1909 (490 amino acids)
Source: RefSeq, a predicted model, not a curated record
AUGCUUCAGCGGUUCCUCCUCCCUUAUGUAUUGGACUGUACAGCUACAAGAGGCGGGAGAUGCGCAUCAGCAACCCGCUACCCGCCGAAGCUCUCUCCACUUCAGGACGGAAGAGACUAAAUGUGGAUGCAUUCAGGUGCAAACUUGCAUUAACAAAAAAAUAGUCCAUGUCGGGGUUUCGGGAUGUUAUAUAGCUGCACGUAGCCUUUUCUAGGGCUAUAUUUCACUGUUGGAAAAGGGAUUCGGCGGCGUCCUCAGCUGUUGCAUUUGGGGGCUGAAGUGUUUGGAGCACAGAGAGAGGUCAGGCAACUAUGCAUUUGAUUUCGAACGGUAAUUCCGGAUCAGUUUGACUGCGAGCGGAGGUUGACUGUCAGUGCCCUCUGAGUUGUAUUUCAAGCCUUUUGUCGCCGGUAUUCCCGACAACGGAACCGUAGGGAUGGAAAAAGCUAGUCAGCCACAGCUUUCGCUGUCCAUAACAAAGAGUGAAAGUCCAGCGGAGGACAUCUCAAAUAUACAGGACGAGGACCUUCUCAAGUGGACCAAAGAGGAUUUGGUGCGGCGGCUCCGGCGGUCUGAAGCCGAUAAAAUGAGCGUGAUACUGGACCACAGCAAUCUGAUCCGCGAGGUCAAUCGCAGCCUCCAGCUGCACUUGAACGAGAUAAGAGGGCUGAAGGACAUCAACCAGAAACUGCAGGAGGACAACCGGGAGCUGAGGGACCUGUGUUGCUUCCUGGAUGACGACCGUCAGAAGGGCAAGCGGGUGUCCAGGGAGUGGCAGCGACUGGGGCGCUACAGCGCCUCCAUCAUGAGGAAGGAGGUGACGUUGUACCUUCAGAAGCUCAAGGAGCUGGAGGUGCGGCAGGACGAGGUGGUCCGGGAGAACCUGGAUCUCAAAGAACUCUGUUUGUUGCUCGACGAGGAGAAAGGAAGAGGUGGUGGAGGGGUGGGGGUUGGUGGAGGAGGAGGAGGAGGGGGGGGAGGUUGUGUGGUGGGGGUGGCAGGAGGGUGUAGGAAUUCUAUCGAUAGCCAGAGUAGUUUGUUGCUGGUCCCCGGGACAGGGUUGUUGAUGAGGGACGUGGGGGACGGGAGUAGUACGUCUAGCGCGGGGAGCGCCGACAGCUCCGAUCACCCCCACCACAAGCAGCUCCACCUGGCUACACACGCCGGUAGCCUCGGGGGCAGUGGAACUGGGAGCCCGGAGCAUCUCCAAAAGCCCCGGGCUGGCAGUGUGAGUGGAGAACGUGAGAUCCCCUCCAGCCCUGAACCUCCUCACCCCCAGGGCAGGCACCGUAGCACCAGCCUGGAGUAUCCCUACGCCAUGCCCCAGCUCUGCCGGCCCCGCUGCGGCUCCAUCUCGGUGCCCGACCACACCCAUAGCGCCCGUUCCAUGCGGGGGCUCAGCCCCGAGAAGUACGGCCGCAACGUGGGACGCCGGAGCCCCGAGUCCCAGCACCCAUCCACCAAGCACCACCACCUCCACAGCUCCGACCUGCUUCUCUCCCAGAAACAGCAGCACCUCCUGGGGUCGGGUCAGGGCGGCAGCGCUGGGGAGCUCUACCAGAGGCACCACAGGGGGAGCAUCGGGGGCGGUAGCUGCUGUGGAAGCCCCGAGCCCAGACAGGCACAUCUAGGGUUGGGGACUCCAGAGCACCAGCACCAUGAGAAGGGCUGUGUGAUGUCAGCCGGGGGCAGUCCAGAGACUCACAGGCACCAGUAUAGUGGGAGUCCAGACCACAUGAAGUUCGGCAGCCCUGGGAGAGAGGUACAGAAGAGACCGGCCACCGCUGAAGAGCUGUCACCGCAUCACAGGAGCAUCUACAACGGCAUGAACGCUUUGAUGUCAGCUGGAUGCUGUACCACCAACUGUAGAAAUGUGAAAAUAUGGGACAGCUUCGAUGCCUCUUCUUGACCACACUGCACCCCAGCUGGGACGUUUGGGGUGAGACGUACCUCCUCAACGGGGGGGGAUAAGGAGGGUCCAACACUCCUGCUGCCCUGGCCCAAACAGACACUAGGACAACUGGCCACCCCUCUCCAAGAUCCUGAUGUUCUGUCCCAUCCGUCCUCACAUACUACUAUGUUUUAAUUUCUACAUAUCUAGAGUUCGGGACAAUUUGGGGGAAAACUUGGGAACGCUAUUAGGACAGAUGGAUGGCAUUCCCAAAGACUGCCACAGCUAUAUGGAUGAGAGCUAGACUGGAUACCUAAUAUGAGCUCCCUGCCAACCACCAUGACAAGACCUACCCCCCAGAGAGGGAAAGAUGCAGGGGAAGAAGUGAAAAGAAGGAGAGAAGAAGAGGACCACUCCUCUGUUUACAGAUUAAUCUCAUCAGUCUGGGGUCCACUAUCUCUUUCUCUCUCUCUAUUUAUCUAUUUUUAUCUCCCUCUUAUUAUCUCUUUAUCUCUCUCUUUAUAUCUCUCUUUAUCUCUCUCUCCUAUUCAUCUUUCUCCCUCUGCCUCUGCCUCUCCUCUCUGUCUCUCUCUCUCUCUCUCUCCCUCAGCCUCUCCCCUCUCUCUUAAUCUCUAUAUCUUCCCUUCACUUCCACUUUCUUCUUCUCUUUCCUCUCUCCCCUGCUAUCUCACUCUCUCCCACCACCCCCUUUCUCAUUCCAUCCCUCCCUCUACCCCUCUCCCUCCCUCCCCCUCCUUCCCACCCUACCUCCAGCAGCCUCCACAGAUAUUCAUCAUCUUCUUCUGUGUACUGAGACAGUAGUAAUCUAAUGUUCCUCCCCUCGUCUGCAGCCACAAAUCUAGAUGAUAAGAUUAUCCUAUCCUCGCCCAGUCAUCAUCUCAAACUUUUGUUGACCAAUUUCAUUAAACAGAGUGAAAAAGCUGAAGUUUGUGUUAAAGGGAAAGUUCAGCGGAAUUGCAUAUUUAGAUAUUUGUUUCCUCACCUUGAAAACAGUUUCUCAAAUAUCUAAUUUUGCUGAACUAUCCCUUUUUUAGAAGUUCCUAGGCAAUUACCCUCCACCACCAACAUGCUGUGUCUUAUUACAAAACUACAAAAUGGCCGCCAAUGUUAGCUUGUAGGGUAACGUUGUAGUUCUAACCAGAUACAGUGUUACGGUGUUAGCCUAGUUUUCUUUUUUGUAAAAUCUUGCUCCCUUCCGAGCACCUAUAUUUCCAGCUAGGGAGGUGAGUAUACAUUCUCCAUGUUGUUUUAUACAAGAAAGGUAAAGUCAAAGUACAUAGUAGUUUAUUGGGAUUAGUUUUCUAUACAUAUAUAUAUAUAUAAUGAUUAUUAUUUUUGACUGGUAUUAGAACAAUUCUAUGAAGAUAUCUGUGUAUACAAAAUAAUAAAGAUUCUUCUUUAUGUAAA